AUGCCAGCGAGAUUUGUAAUUUUGACGGAGCAUCAGCCCAUACUCUCUGAGAAGCUGCGGUCUUAUGACAUGGCAGAUGCCAAGGGACGCAAGACUCUGGUUCAGAGCUUGCGCCAGAAGCUGAAGACACAGUUUGUCGACACGUCAAAUUAUGACGACAUCAUUGUGGAAACUAAAAUCCGAGAGUGGCUCAAUAACCACGCCCGCCAUGCGCAGGAGAAAGCGACGAAAAAGCGUAUGCAUGUUUCUGGCAAGCCCAAUGCCUUCAAGGUGUGGGAUGCGCUGGAGAGGGACAAGGUGACUGAGGCCGCGCGAGCACUCGCCGCAGAUAAGGGUUGCAAUGUCUCCAAGGUGUGGAGAGUCGCACGGAGUGCCGAAUGGGCAAAACUGUCCGAGGAGGAGCAGAAGGUGUAUGAGGAAAAGGCGGAAAGUUGGCGCAAUGGCACUCUGGAUGAUAAGACGAAAAUGAAGCUGAGGGAGCAGCGAAUGAUGCAAUAUCUGAAGAAGUUUGCCAAGACUAUGUGGGACACCAUGGGCAUUCGCAUGGCAUUCAUGCUAGCAUAUCCAAAGGAAGCGGGGAGUCUGAAGGUAGAGAUGGUGGAGGUCAACCACGCCAUCACCAAUGGAACUCCAUUCGGGGCCUAUCCUGGGUGGCUGCGUGCUUACCAGCCUCUAGCAAAGGUGUUCUCUGAGUGGGCCAAAGGCGAAUACGGUGUGACUGAGACUACGGUGACGGUGAAGAAGACACCUGCCGAUUGCAUGCAGGCCAUGGACAAGAUUCAGUUGAUGGCCAACGGUUUUCCUCUGCUCCCGUCGGUGCCCGAAGGUAUGGCGGAAGCGCCUCUCAAGGUGAUGAAGGUACAAGUUCGAGACUUCAUGAAUCAUCACUACGCAUUGGCGAAGGGUGUUCGGAACUGCAAGUCGCCAUGGACGAAGCUGAACAGCAUAGAUGACAUCAAUGAGGUUAUUCCAGCGGAGAUGCUACCUGAGAACUUCCAGUGGAUUGAUCCCUCAAAGAUGACAAGUGUUCCCGUUCGUGCCCUCCUCGACCACUGGCGGGCAUGCCAAGAGGAACAUGGACCUGAGCAGACCAUGCGAUUCACCCAGUACUUCGACAAGGAUGGCGAAGCUGCUCCCGCCAAGUAUGAUCCUCUUCCACCACUUGAUGGAUCAGCACAGGCAUUAGAAGAAGGAUCUGAACAUGAGGUCCAAGAAGCACUCACACCGAAGAAGGCGGGGAAGGCGAAGAAGAAGGGUAAACCUGUGCGCAAGGUCACGGGAAAGGCGGCAUCGAAGGCGACAAAGGGCAAAGCGGCCCCUGGCGGAGCCAAAGGCAAAGCAGCCAAGACUCUGAUCGGAGUUCGCCAGAUAUACCCAGCAUGGCUUCCGAAGAAGAUACGGCCAGCGAUGAAGAUUCAGGGGAUGGCGAAUAAAGUGAAGGGCAAGGCAGUCGCCACCACCAAUGGACGUAAGGCUAACAAUGGCGGUGCACCUCAAGCGAGUGGUAGCGGCGGUGCCAAGACGAAGGCAAAGCGAGGUCUCCAAGACCUUCCUCUGGGCGAACUGCACAGAUUUGACACAGAGGAGACCGAUGAAGCAUGGAGUGAACUGGAGCCCAGUACAAAGGAGCUCAGGCUUGAGCUUCAAGGCCGAGCCCCGCGUCUCACUGGCGGGAGUACUGUGGGGAGUACUGUGCCCCACCUCGUCAAAAGGAGAGACGUGUUUCUCGCCACCCUUUCCGUCGAACCGCGAUACCAGGAUAUGCUGAAGCAAGUCAAGAUUGCGACUGUGCCCCAGGUGUAUCGUUUCGCCAGGUAUGAUCCGAUUCCCUGGAGUGAAUGGUCGUAUGGCCAGCGCUACCUCCCGCCGUCAUUUCAUGCGGUGGACAACUUUGACAUCGUCGAGAACUGGUUGGGCGACAAACCAUGGCUGACAAAAUAUCGGUUCUUACAUCCACAGGGUUUCAUUGAGGAGGGCGAACCGACCAACCUUCCUGACUAUGUGGUGAACUCGGCGAUCUCAUUUGACACAGUAGAGCAGCUGCUUCGCUGUUGCGAGAUCAUUACCUUGGACAUGGUGGAAGGGAACGUCACCCAUGCCAUGGUGAAGCCAGUGAGCAAGCCUGCCAUACGCGGUGCCCCACAAGGUGGCGAUGGCCUUGGGGGCCAGGAGGAGCAGGAAGGUGAUGCCUCUGCAAGAACUCACGAUGGCGCUGCUACUGCUGCCAAAGUUCACAAGGCUCACCAGCCUGCCCCCAUGGCUGACAAACCAAUCAUUCCAAGUGGAGGAGACGAAGGGCCGAGCCAGGAGACCAGUGGUGGGGCCUCUAACAAUGGCGAAGAGGACGAUGCACACUUGUCCGUACCUAGCAGUGGUGCUGAACGACCGCCACCGCCUCCGUUUAUACCUAAGACGAGGAAGGCCGCAGCCACGGAAGACCGUCCGUCAGGUCAAGCCAAAGCGCUCCAGGGAAGGUCGAUCACCGAUGCCCUUCAGAGUAAUAUCCCCGGCAGGAUCACUCGCAGUCAGCGUCAAGCGAUGGAUGAGUCGCCCGCCAAGAAUACCCGCAGUCAGCAUCCACUAGGAGCUGUGAAAGAUUUGAAGAAGCUUCCUGAUCCAAAGUGGGAACGUCAACCAGCACGUCCCGAGCCCGAUGGUGAAGACAGCUCUGGCGAAGACAAUCCGCCACCUCGGAAGCGUGGACGUGGUACUCGGGACGAGUUGGUAGUGGCCUUGCCGAGGAAGAAGAAUGCGAGGGCCGAGGACUCGGAUGAUGGUGACAAGCCUCCCGCAAAGUGA
Sparassis crispa is the source of this 2799-nucleotide messenger RNA. RefSeq lists its product as hypothetical. The coding region runs from base 1 to 2799 and encodes 932 amino acids. The transcript has 9 exons. NCBI's taxonomy places the organism in Eukaryota, Fungi, Basidiomycota, Agaricomycetes, Polyporales, Sparassidaceae. The record is from RefSeq and is a predicted model, not a curated record.